AGCGGCGCCGAAUCAUGGAAAGCCAGCCUCCAGCCUCCACCGAAAGAUACGCGGCCUCAAACCGAGGACGUCACUGCUACAAAGGGUAUAGAAUUCGAGGACAUGCACAUACGGCGCGAGCUCUUGAUGGGCAUCUUCGAGGCUGGCUUCGAACGACCCUCUCCCAUCCAAGAAGAGGCGAUACCCAUCGCCCUCACCAAGCGUGACAUUCUUGCUCGUGCUAAGAACGGUACUGGCAAGACCGCUGCUUUCGUGAUACCUUCUUUGCAGCAGAUUGACAUCAACAAGAACAAGAUCCAGGCUUUGCUGCUUGUACCCACACGUGAACUUGCCCUCCAGACCGCCCAGGUAUGCAAGAUCCUUGGCAAGCAUAUGGACUUGCAGGUCAUGGUCACGACUGGCGGAACAACACUCAAGGACGAUAUCAUCCGGUUGUCAGAGAUCGUACACGUACUCGUUGGCACACCGGGCCGCAUUCUCGAUCUCGUAGGCAAGAGCGUGGCAGACCUCAGCGAAUGUCCCGUCUUCGUUAUGGACGAGGCGGAUAAGCUCCUU
Molecule: messenger RNA, 555 nt
Organism: Phanerochaete carnosa HHB-10118-sp
Lineage: Eukaryota; Fungi; Basidiomycota; Agaricomycetes; Polyporales; Phanerochaetaceae
Exons: 1
Biological process (GO): P-body assembly; cytoplasmic stress granule assembly
Cellular component (GO): P-body; cytoplasmic stress granule
Molecular function (GO): RNA helicase activity; mRNA binding; ATP binding
Source: RefSeq, a predicted model, not a curated record